Molecule: messenger RNA, 2571 nt
Organism: Solanum pennellii
Lineage: Eukaryota; Viridiplantae; Streptophyta; Magnoliopsida; Solanales; Solanaceae
Product: ETHYLENE INSENSITIVE 3-like 3 protein
Exons: 3
Coding region: 221-2203 (660 amino acids)
Cellular component (GO): nucleus
Molecular function (GO): DNA binding; DNA-binding transcription factor activity
Source: RefSeq, a predicted model, not a curated record
CAGCCAUUUUUAAUCUUUAUCUGUGUCCCCUUUCUGUGUUUUUUUUUUCCUCUGAAAUUCUGAGUCUUCACUGUCUCUGUUUUAUUAAAUUUUCACUAUUAAAUAUUCUUGAUUUUAAACCAUUUUUUAUUUUUUUUUAAUUUUUUUGAGAGAUAAAAGGUAUAAAAUCUAACACCCUUUUCAGGUUUGAAUCUAUCUUGCUGCAAUUUGCUGUAUUAACAUGGCUGUGAUGGAUGAGAUUGGAAUUGAUGUCAGCUCGGACAUUGAAAUUGAUGACAUAAAGUGUGAUAUAGCCGAAAAGGAUGUCAGCGAUGAAGAAAUUGAGCCAAACGAAUUGGAGAGACGGAUGUGGAAGGACCGUGUCAAGCUCAAGCGGCUCAAGGAAAAACAGAAGCUUGCAGCCCGGCUAGCUGCAGAGAAGCAGGACAAUAAACAAGUUACUGAUCAGGCUACGCGGAAAAAGAUGUCAAGAGCUCAAGAUGGGAUUUUGAAGUACAUGUUGAAGCUCAUGGAGGUCUGCAAUGCUCGAGGAUUUGUUUAUGGAAUCAUUCCUGAUAAGGGUAAACCUGUGAGCGGUUCGUCAGAUAACAUAAGAGCUUGGUGGAAAGAGAAGGUGAAGUUUGAUAAGAAUGGUCUUGCUGCAAUAGCCAAGUACGAAGCAGAAUGUCUAGCAAGAGGAGACGGUGUAGGCAGCCAAAAUGGGAACCCGCAAAGUGUCUUGGAAGACUUGCAAGAUGCUACCUUGGGGUCCCUUUUGUCUUCUUUAAUGCAACACUGUGAUCCGCCUCAACGGAAAUACCCGCUGGAGAAAGGUAUCUCGCCACCAUGGUGGCCAACUGGGGAUGAGGGAUGGUGGGCUAAAAUGGGACUACCUAAGGGUCAGAAACCGCCAUACAGAAAGCCUCAUGAUUUGAAGAAGAUGUGGAAAGUUGGUGUUCUAACUGCUGUCAUAAAGCACAUGUCACCUGAUAUUGCAAAGAUCAGGAGAUUAAUCCGCAAAUCGAAGAGUCUGCAGGACAAGAUGACUGCUAAGGAGAGCUCAAUUUGGCUGGCUGUUUUAAGCAGAGAGGAAGCAACCCUCCAACAAGCAGGCAGUGAGAAUGGAUCAUCUAGCGUAGAGGAACCAGCUAGAAACCGUGGUGAAAAGAAGAAACCUUUAGUUAGCAGUGACAGCGACUAUGAUGUUGAUAUCACUGAUGAUGGUAUUGGCUCUGUAUCGUCUAGGGACGAGAGGAGGAAUCAUGUUCAUCCUCUAAAUGCCAUUCCUCAAUCUCACCAAAGUACGGAGAAAGGAGAUGGACAUCAUCGGAGGAGAAAACGAGCUAGGUCAAACCCUACUGAGAAACAGAUUCAACCAUCUCAGCUACAUGGUGACGAGCAUAGUAACACAUUACCUGAUAUAAACAGUUCAAAAAUGCUAUUGGCUGGAUGUAUAACGAGUAACAGCCUACAGGGAAAUGACAAGAGUGAAACAACAAAUUCUGUAGAGAACGACUUAGAGAUUCAAUCAGAGUUACCGUUACAAGACUCAAACCUAUCAUUGGUUCCAUCAGCUAAUGUAGUCCGUAAAGAGGAUACAUAUAUAGGUGCUGGGCCAUCAUUUUAUCCGAUGUCUCAAAAUUCUGCUGUUGUCCCUUAUGAAUCAGAGAUGCAUCUUGAAAAUCAACGCUCUAUAGUUCAGCAUCAAUUUCAAGACACUCAGUUCCAUGGUCUCCAGAAGAUUUCUGGUAUAAAUGAUGGACCACAAAUUUCCCUAUCGCAUUAUGAACCUCCAAACAACGGGUUGCAAUAUGGACCUCACAGUUCCAUCACACACACUGAACUGCAAGUUUCUGAAUUUGCUCAUGGGUCUCAAUUUUCUAACUUCAGUCAACCACCUGUGUAUCACUCUUAUUCAUCACCUGAAUUUGGGGCGACACAUGCAGAACCACAGUCCCACUUGGCACACAAUGAACUUCAUAUUACGCCAAGGCAUUCUGGUGUUGGUCCAUCGCUUCAUGGAAGUGGAAAUGAUAUCCCUAAAGUCAAUCACCAUGAUGGAAAAGACAUGUUUCAGAAUAAUCACGACAGACAUAUUGAUAUGCCUUUUGCAUCUCCACUCGGCAGUCCAUUUGACUUGGGGCUUGAUAUUGAAAGUCAUUUUGAUAAUUCGGAUUAUGAUUUAGAUUUUGACAAAGAACUAAUGUCAUUCUUCGCCUCAUAGACAAGUUUAGAAUGACAGUAACUAAGGUGGAACAGAUCUUCCUAUCAUAAUGUCAGAAGUUCGACUGUAAGUUAUCAGCUUAAGUUUCUUUUCGAGAAGUCAAAUGUAAAUCCAGUGCGACAGCAAACACAAUUUUUUACAUGUUCAAGAAAAGUACCUCAUGUGAAUGGGUUAGUUUCAUGAGUAGUAAAGGCAGAAACAAUACAUAGAGUUCUUUUUAGCUUCUUUAGAAGUUGUAACUUGCUCAAAAUAUACUUGACUGUGCUGCACAAGUGAUGUAAGUGAAGGAUUUCAUUGUUACAUUAGGAUGUUUCUUGGUUCUUUGUCCCUAUAAAGUUAAGGCCUUAACUGAUGCCCAAUUUAUCACA